Messenger RNA from Gopherus evgoodei (Goodes thornscrub tortoise), 9786 nucleotides. RefSeq names its product ciliary rootlet coiled-coil, rootletin (gene CROCC). Gene Ontology annotation, biological process: centrosome cycle. NCBI's taxonomy places the organism in Eukaryota, Metazoa, Chordata, Testudines, Testudinidae. The record is from RefSeq and is a predicted model, not a curated record.
GGCUGGAGGGGGGCUCGCGGAUCUCCCGGGGACCCCCCAUGAGCGCCCCCGAGCGCGCAGCGGACGCCGAGCCGAAGCUGGAGGCGGUGAUCCAGAAGCUGGAGAGCAGCGUGCUGACCUCACGGGAGGGGAAGAGUCUUACCAUUCGGGGCAGCUCUGAGGCCGUGCCACCCACCCGCCUGCCCGCCCGGAUCCGAGAGAUCAUUGCCAAGAACCUGUCGGAACAGGAGAGCCCAGCAGCCUACCCUGGGGAGAUGUCGUCGCUCCUCUCUCUCCAGGAGGAGAACCGCAUCCUGCAGCAGGAGCUGUCCCGUGUCGAGGACCUGCUGGCACAGAGCCGGGCCGAGCGCGAUGAGUUGGCCAUCAAAUACAACGCCAUCAGCGAGAGGCUGGAGCAGGCCCUGCGCCUGGAGACCGGGGAGCGAGAGCGGGAGUCGCUGGAGAACAAGAGCCUGGCCCAGCAGAACAUCGAGCUGCGGCGCCGCCUGGAGGAGGAGCAAGCCGCCUACAAACGCAAGCUCCAGGCCUACCAGGAGGGCCAGCAGCGGCAGGCGCAGCUUGUCCAGAAGCUGCAGGCGAAGGUUCUGCAGUACAAGAAGAAGUGUGGGGAGGUGGAACAGCAGCUGCUGGAGAAAUCAACCGAGCUGGAGCAGCAGAGACUCACCAGCCGGCUGGACAUGACGGACUCACGCCUGCGCCAGGACGAAGAGCACAGCAACGACCUGGAGAACGCGCUCAUCCGGCUGGAGGAGGAGCAGCAAAGGAGCGCCAGCCUGGCCCAGGUCAACGCCAUGCUGCGGGAACAGCUGGAUCAGGCCAACGCCGCCAACCAGGCCCUCAGCGAGGACAUCCGGAAGCUGACGACCGACUGGACCAAAGCUCGCAACGAGCUGGAGCAGCGGGAGGUGGAGUGGAGGCGAGAGGAGGAGUCUUUCCACACCUACUUCAGCAAUGAGCACUGCCGGCUGCUGACGCUCUGGAGGCAGGUGGUGGGCUUCCGGCGCCACUUCAGUGAGAUGAAGACCAUGACCGAGAGGGACCUGUCGGAGCUGAACAACGAGCUGUCCAGGUCCGGCCGCACCAUUCACACCGCCUGCCUGAACCUGAGCAGCAACCUGCGUCUGUCGGAGAGCAGCGCCAGCGCGGCCCUGGAGAAGCAGGCUCUGCUGCUGGCCCAGCUGGAGGAGCAGCUGAAGGACAAGGUGCGCGACAUGAUCCAGCUGCAGGUCAGGUGUGACAUGGAGAAAGCAGAGCUCGGCACCAGAAUCGCUGAGAUGACAGCCACCAUGGAACGCUUGAAAGCCCAGAACUCGGAGAAGGAGAAGACGAUCGAGACUCUGACCCAGAAACUGGAAAAUCUGGAGGCUGCGCGGGUGCAGGAGCAGGCAGCACUGGAGGCUGAGGAGAUCGAGGCCUUGCGGACAGAGUCGGAGAUGCUCCAGCAGACCCUGCGAGACCUUGCUCAGGCCGUCCUGUCCGACACUGACAGCGCCAUCCACCUCACAGGCACGGAGCGAACGACGGACGUUUCGGACAGCGACACCACAGGAUUCAGCCUGCGGGGCCUCUCCUCCAGCCUUCGCACCCCGUCCCCGCUCCGGCGCUCCUCCCCCCGGCGUAGCUCCUCGCCCCGGCGCAGCCUCUCGCCAGCUUUCUCCGACUCCACGCUGGCCGUAGUGCACUCUGCCUUGCAGAAGAGGCAGCUGCAGGUGCAGGACAUCCGCGGCAAGUACGAAGCCAUCCAGGAGCUGGUGGGCUCCCUGAAGAAGCAGCUGGCGGAGAGAGAUCAGGAGCGCCGCUCCCUGGAGCAGAAGAUCCUGCAGCUGAAGGACGACAUUGACUGCUCCUUGCGGGCCAAGGACGAUGCCGUGCGGGAUGCCAGCCGCUUCCGCUCCUCGGCUGACCUGCUGGGCAGCGAGAAGAGCAACCUGGAGCGAAGCCUGCAGGCCCUGCAGCAGCACGUGGAGGCCCUGCGGCAGGAGAGCGAGAGGCUGCAGCUGGCCAACAGAGACUUGCAGCGGCAGCGAGAGCACCUGGAGGAUGAGAAGGAGGACAUCGCGAAGGACAAGGAGCGGGCGCAGAAGGAGAUUGAACGCGGCCACAAACAGCUGGAGCAGCUGGAAGUGAAGAAAUCUGGUCUGAAAAAGGAGCUGAUGCUCGUUAAGGAGGCUCUGAACAAAGCCACCCUGGAGAGGGAGGUGUCUGAGAAUGAGAAGGUGGAGAUGGCGGAGGCUCUUUCCAGGGCGGAGGCCGGCCGGGCCGAGCUGGAGCUGACCACUAGCAAGCUGAAGGCAGAGGAGGCGUCGUUGCGUGACUCGCUGUCCAAGAUGAGCUCCCUGAACGAGGGGCUGGCCCAGGAUAAAAUCGAACUCAACAGGAUCAUCAGCCAGCUGGAGGAGGAGAAGGUGGCCCUGCUGGGGCAGAAGCAGGAGAUGGAGCAGGAGAAGACCUCGAUCCGUGACGAGCUGGUCCGGCUGGAGCAGGAGAAGCUGGAGCUGGAUGCGGAGAGGCAGGGCCUGCAGCACUCCCUGCAGGAUGUGGAGCAGCGGGAGAGGCUGGAGCGGGAGCUGCUGGGCCUGCAGAAGGAGAGGGUGCAGCUGCAGGAGCAGCUAGGGCAGCUGUCCCGCCAGAGGAACGCGGCCAGCGAGGAGCUGGGGCAGGCGCGGCGGGAGCAGGAGCGGCACAGCGACGCCCUGCUGCGAGUGGCCAGGGAGAAGGAGGGGCUGAUGAAGGAGAAGGCCAGCCUGGUGGUGCAGCUGGCGGCAUCAGAGCGGGAGAACAGGGGGCUGGCAGAGGAGAUCACUGGGCUCCGGUCGGAGAAGGAUGCCUUGGAGACCACCCUCUUUGACAUCCAGCAGCAGCUCGCUCAGAUGGAUGCCCGGAAGGAGCAGCUGGAGGCCGACAGCCAGAACCUGCUCCUGGCCAAGGAGAUGCUGCAGGUGGAGCUGGCCAGCAUCCGCAAGCAGAGGGAGAUGGACAUGACCCGGCUGGAGAGGGAUAAGGAGCUGCUGGCUCAGAAGUUGGCUCAGACGGAACAGGAGACCCAGGUCACGCUGAGAAACAAGCAGGCAGCUCACGAGGAGGACGUCGAUCGGCUCCAAAGGGAGAAGGAGGCGGUGCGCCUGGAGUUGGGGUCGGAGCGGGAGGAGCUGCUGCACCGGCUGGGCCGCGAGCGGGAGGAGCUGCUGGCCCGCUACGAGGCAGAGAAGGAGGAGCUGAGUGAGGAGAUCACCGCGCUGCAGCAGGAGCGGGACGAGAGCCUCCUGCAGGCGGAGAACGAGAAGCAGCAGGCCCUGUCCCUCAAGGAGUCGGAGAAGACCCUCCUGUCGGAGAAGCUGACCAGCGCCCAGCACAGCCUCGCCAGCGUGACCGUGGAGAUGGAGCGGCAGAAGCGAGAGGCCAUGAGCCGGCAGGAGCAGGACCGGAGCACCAUCAAUGCCCUGACCUCAGAGCUGAAGAGCUCCCGGGUGCAGUUGGAAGAAACCGUCGCGGCCCAUGAGCGGGAGGCCCGGGGGCUGCAGGAGCAGGUCAAGGAGCUGGCCAGGCAGCGGGAAUGCACCCUCCGUGAGGUGGAGGAGCUGAAGACCCAGCUGCGCAUGGUGGAGGAUGCCCGGGACAGCAUCCGGCGGGACGUGAUCGAGGCCCACCGGAAGGUGCGGGAGAGCCAAGAGGGCCACGAGAUCCAGAGGAAAGACAUCCUGGACCUGCGGCGCAGCCUGAGCGACGAGGCCAAGGAAAAGGAGGCCCUGCAGAGAUCCAACCAGGAGCUGCGGGCUGCCAUCAAGCGAGCGGAGAGCGACCGCAUCAGCUUGAAGCGGGCCAACGAGGAGAAGGAGCAGAAGCUGUCCAUUCUGGAGGAGUCGCGGGCGGCUGCGGGCAAGGAAGCCGCCGACCUGCGGAGCAGCCUGCAGGAGGUGGAGCGAUCACGGCUGGAGGCCCGCAGGGAGCUGCAGGAGCUGAGGCGACAGAUCAAGAUGCUGGACAGCGAGAACACCAAGAAGAACAAGGAGGUGGCCGAGCUGCAGGCCCGGGUGGCACUGGACGAGCAGCGGGAGGAGGAGAGCCGGCGGGAAUCCUUCGGCCUCAAGCAGAAGAUUGUGGAGAGCGAAGCCAGCAGGGAGUCCGCCAGGAAGGAGCUCCACAACCUGCAGCGGAAGCUGUCGGAGCAGGAGGGUGAGUUCCGGGUGCGGGAGAAGGACCUCCUGGGCAGUCUGGAGGAGGCCCGCGGCAAUGAGAAGAAGCUGCUGGACAACGCCCGCAACCUGGAGAUCAAGUUGGAGAAUGCUCAGGCUGAGGCGGCCGAGCUGAGCCUCCGGCUGAGCGCCGCCGAGGGCCGCGCCCAUGGCCUGGAGGCCGAGCUGGCUCGAGUGGAGGGUUUGAAGCGGGACGUGGAGUUCAAGCUGGGGAGCCUGCAUUCCGCCCUGAGGCGCACCAUGGGCAUCAGCUGGGGCGGCCGGGCCCCCAGCCCAGCCAUCAGGGGGCGUAGCAGCUCCCCCAAAAGAUUCUUCUCCCCUGCCAAAGGUGACAACGCAUACAGCACCACGGACGGGCACGGCAGCCCCACCCCACGGGCGGGGAGCCCUGAGCGCAGCCCCAGCUCGUGCCCUCUGUCUCCGGAGCGUGCCCUCUCGCCCAGCCGCAGCGAGCAGCUGGUGGCGGAUAUCGACCCUGAAGUAGUGCGGGCCGCCCUCCGGGACUUCCUGCAGGAGCUGCGGGAGACCCAGCGCGAGCGGGAUGACCUGCGGGCCCAGCUGGGCAGCCUGACCCGCCAGCUGGCCGAGAUGGAGUCCGAGCAGGACAGCGCCAGCACCCGAGUGCAGCAGCUGCAGAAGCUCGUGACUGAAAGCGAGGAAGGGAGGCGCAGCGCGGAUGGCAAGCUGAGCAGCGCCCAGACCGCCCUCCUGCUGCAGGAGGAGGCCCUCCACCGCAAGGAGCGGGAGCGCAAGGCAUUGAUGGACAAGGUGACGGCGCUGGAGCGGAACCUGCAGUCGGCAGACAGUGACCGGCGAGCCACCCAGGAGAAGAUCAGCAAGAUGAAAGCCAACGAGGCCAAGCUGGAGACCGACAAGCGGCGGCUGAAGGAGAUCCUGGACGCCUCAGAGAGCCGCUGCACCAAGCUGGAGCUGCUGCGGCGCUCGCUGGAGGGGGAGCUGCAGAGGGUGAAGCUGGUGCUGAGUGACCGGGAGAUGGAGAUCCAGGUGCUGCAGGACCGCGGUGACAUGCUGCAGAGACAGGUCACCGACAGCGAGACGAAAGCCAAUGCCCUGCAGCUCUCCGUGGAGCGACUGCACCUCACCCUGGCCAAGGCCGAGGAAGGCGAGAGCGCCCUGAAGGACAAGGUGCAGGGCCUGGCCCUGUCUCUGUCGGAGAGCAGCGCCAACGCCGGCGCCACCCAGGAGAAAGUGCUCCAACUGCAGAAGGCGCUGACAGCCAGCGAACAUGACCGCCGAGUGCUGCAGGAGCGGCUGGACGCUGCCCGCCAGGCGGUCUCGGAAGCCAAGAAGCAGAACAGCGGGCUGGCCGACCGGGUCCAGGAGCUGAAAACCGAGCAGGUGGAGCUGGAGCUGCAGAAGGAGGAGCUCCAAGGGCAGGUCCGGCAGCAGCAGGAGCUGCUGCGCCAGUGCCAGGAGAGCGAGAGCGCGGCCCUGCGGAGCCUGCAGAAGCUGCAGGAGGACAAACACCUGCUGCAGGAGCGGCUGGGCAGCCUGCAGCAGGCGCUGGCCCAGCUGGAGAGCGAGAAAUGGGAGGCAGAGCGCUCCUCCCUGCGGCUGGAGAAGGACAAGAUGGCCCUGAAGAAGACCCUGGACAAGGUGGAGCGCGAGAAGCUGAAGACGCACGAGGAUUCGGUGCGGCUGACAGUGGAGAAGGGCCAGCUGGACCGUUCCCUCAACACGGUGGAGCAGGAGUUGGCGGAGGCUCAGCGUCAGAUCCAGCUGCUUGAGGCUCAGGUAGUGGAGAUGGAGCAGACCCAGUCCCAGAGCCUGGUGGAGACGGCCACCCGCCACCGGCAGGAGCUGCAGCUGGAGAUCGAGCGGCUGCGCGGCUCCCAGCUGCAGGCAGAGCGCACGCUGGAGGCCAGGGAGCGAGGGCACAGGCAGCGCGUCAAGGGGCUGGAGGAGCAGAUCUCCACACUGAAGGAUCAACUGCAGCAGGAGCUGCGGCGGUGCCAGACCCAUUACUCUCACUCCUCUCUCCUCUCAGGGAACUAGGCUUCCUGCAUCUCCCUACCACCACCGUGACCAAGGAGCCUUCAGUGCGAAGCACCCGCCGGCUCUAUGCUCCAGCCGUGUGGCAGGGAAAUUGGGUUUGUAUAGAGGGGGGAUGCCCCUGCCAUCACCCUCCCCAUAUGGCCCUGUGGAUUCCUUGGGUGCUCAGACCUUUACAAAAGACCAGCACGCGCACACGUUCCCCUGAGCGUGCAUCGAGUCGAUCUGACAUGGAAUCGGGGAGCAUCUCAGAGCUGCUAAUUUGCCUUCUCCACUAAUGUAUCGUUACGGAUACGCUACAAAUGGAAACGAAUCAGUGACAAGGGGCAGCCUGGAUCUGAUUUUUCAGCAGCGCUGAGCACCCCCAGCUCAAAGCACAGUCCACUGGCGCUGGGGGUGCUCAGUGCCAGGCAAUCAGGCCCCAGGUGGCCUUGCUCAGAAGCCACCUUCAAUCCUUUUGUAGCAUCUUUCCAAUGGCGGGUGAAUUGUUACACUGGAUAGCAGCCCCCUUCCUUUUGAAGCAGGGAUAGAAGGUAACAUUGGCUAGUAGUCAGAACAGAGGAGUGAGGACUCCUGGGUUCUAUUCCAGAUGCUGCUGUGUCGUAUGAUUGACUCACUCUGUGCCUCAGUUUCCCCAUCUAAUGCAAGGCUAAUAAUACUGACCUCAUAGAGGAAUUCUGAGGCUUAACUAAUUACCAUGAUGUGCUCUGAGAUCCUCCACUGGAAGGUGCUCUACAAUAGGGUUAUUCGUAAGCAAUAUUAUUAAGUUUAAUAGAAACAGUGGCUUCUUUGUCCAGAGGGUCAUGCUGGGGCCUAACAUUAAAAAUGCCGCUCUGAAGGGGGGAGGGCAUUUGCAGGCCGACGAUUGAACGCCCAUGGGUGACUGGAGUCAAAACAGGGGCUCAGUCACCAGUGAAAUGGGUUUGCUGAUCGGUGUCAUCCCACUAUUUCAUUAACCCUAAAAGGCCCCUUCAAGCAAAAAUAUAUUUUGGGGGGCUGGUUGGGACCAAAAAAAAAUCUGCAACCAAACUGAACUAGGUCCUGCAAAACCAGCAUUUGCCUUCUCAGCAAGGACACUUCUGCCAUUCCAUUUUUUAAAAAAAGAGCACUUUCCUAAGCAGCAGGAGAAUGUAUAUUUGAUACGGCAUUUUUUACUGCAGUUUUUACUAGAGGUUUGGAAACUUUUCAAGACUUUGUCCUCACUAUUCGUAUGAAACCUGUUUCUGCAGCUCUGGUUCAUCCACUGUGUUGCCCAGAAGACCCAUAACCCUUUGUAGAAAAUGGGGGGUGGGAAGAUUUGUUUUUAUCAAGGAUUUGAGUUGGGUGCUCUGCUCUACCUUGACCGUCCCAGUUUGUUUCCCUUAGAGCAGAGAAGGGUCAGUUUCGCAGAACGCUAGUCUAAGCAGCUGUUGAUUUUUGAACAUUUGCUCCUCCAUUCCAGGUGUUUUCUCCUCCUCUCCACUAGCCAGCAGCCUUGUGCUCUGCAUGACCAUGUUGGCUGAGAACGUGCCCAUCGUGUAGCUGUGCGUCCAUUACCAUCUCAGGGCCCCCGUUCCUCCCAGCAUCCUACUCACCCCCAGUGCCUGCACUGGAACGACAUUGUCAUAAGCAAUAGGUGCUCUUAGUACAACCUGAGCCUGUAGCUGCUUCCUGAAACCAGUAGGUGAACAAACUCCACCAUGGAGCUGUAGUCAUUAAUCAUUGGUGCCUGCCAAAGCCUAGUUUAUUGCACGGCCAGUGAGCAGGGAGUGGAAAGCUGAAUGACCCUGAGACCCAGAAGAGCCAUGGUAACUGGGUUAGGAGGCACACUGAACAGUGAAAAGUUCCUUUUCCACAAUAGCAAUGAGAUGAGCAUUAGAGUUAGCAGCAGCCUGUGUACUUGGUCCAGCCUUGGCCUUGGUGUCUAGUUAAAAGGCCACUGCCAACUUGGGCACCGACGGCUGAAAAGUUUUAACUUAUUACAGGUCACACCAAGAUCCUGAGAAUUUAUUUUUCUCUCCGUUUGGUUUGGGCAUUUGACAGCACUGUGUGUUUAGUCAGUUUCACUGGGGCCCUUGUUUUAGGGGUGGGAGUUUAAGAUCGGAAAGUGGGAUUGUUAAACGUCAGCACCUGGAACAUCAUCACGCAGUUUUUGGAAACUGACCUGAUUCCAGGUUGUCCCAGACCCACAGCCUCCUCCAGUGACCCUUGGCUCUGCCUGUUAGGUUGAUGAGCAGAGCUGUCUACGCUAAUGACAGUAGCAUCUCUUCAGACUUUUCAGGUUGUGUGUCAAAAGGGAGAAUCGGCUGCAGAAGGGCAGCUGUAAAAUUAGAGCAGGAGAAGGAAAUGCACCUAGUGGAGGGGCUGUUGUGGGGAACUUUUCUCUAAUAACUGGCCUGGCUUUCUUGGGCAGGUGACUAGAAAGGCACCGAGAGGGCUGGGAAGAAACUCUGCAUCAGGUGCCAUGUUCUGAUCUCAGCCCCCAGCACUAGUGUAAUGUAACCCCCACAAGCACAGAGUUCUGCAGCCCCGCUGGAAAGGAGGAAGCCAAAUUAACUCCAUGGAGGCAGUGCAGGGCAGCCGUGAGCCUAGCAUAAGCUGUUAAGCUAGUGCUUGGCCGGGCUUUCUAAGCAAUCUGGGGCCCAGGAACGAUGGCUACGGGAGACUGGGGGAACUAGGCUCUGUUCACUGGUUUAAAGUACAGUUCUGCUCUCAAUGAAGCGUCUCAGCUCAGCUGUGCUCCAGUCACACGUCAGAUGCCCUCACUUUUGCUCUAGGCUCUGAGUCAACCUGGGCCCUUUCCCUCGCCUGUGUCAGCACUAAUGAUUCUGCAGGGACACUUCCCCCCCUCCGUGUCUGGCUGUGCUCACUGACGCAGGUGUAACUGGUUGGAAUUCAGCAAAGGGCUCUGCCUGCCCCAGGAUGCGAGAAGGCAGCUGUCACUUUCGGACAGUGUUAGCCCUGCAGGAGCCAACACUUAAUUAAAAAAAAACAACUCCCCCGCACUGAAAAGCGCACAGGAGGUGCUGUUCUUUGCUGUGAGAUCAGGCCCCUUUUAAAGCACUUUCAGGCUGUAGGUUUUCACAUCUAGAAACAUUCCUCUCCCAGCUCUUUUGUGACACUAAAUUGAAAAGGCACAGGCUGACUGUGCACAGCAGCAUGCAAUGAGGGUCUUACUAAAAUCCUGGUUCUUUAGCACAAGGUUUUUCUACCGAUAGGUGGCUGGGUUUCUUUUUAAAGUGACCAAGUUUUCUACUAGAAAUUCUUACUUUUCUUUUGUUCUCACUUGUGUAACAAUCAGGUCAGGAAGAGUUUUUUGUUUUUGUUUUUUAAUAGAGUAUAUGGGUACUUUCUUGAUGAAUUUGGCCAUUGGAAGAGGAGUGCUUGCCCCACACUCAGGGGCAAUGUCAGCUCACCUCUCGUUUGAAAUCCCUGGUGGUCAGUUUCCUGUAAGCUGAGGCAAUGGAAAGACCAACCAGGGAAGUCUGUGUCUCUGAGUCAGACUUUUAAACAUUUCCAAAGUUUGUAUAAAUGUUUUACAGCGGGAUUUUAAAAAAUAAUAAUAAUCACACCACAGACAGGCCCUUGCUCAGCCUGCCUC